Molecule: messenger RNA, 997 nt
Organism: Meloidogyne enterolobii
Lineage: Eukaryota; Metazoa; Nematoda; Chromadorea; Rhabditida; Meloidogynidae
Source: the annotation of a GenBank genome assembly
UUUCUUCAGCAAAAGUCUGGUUUGGGGAUAAGCUUGGAGAAGGCGCCUAUGGGGUUGUUUAUAAAGGGGAAUUGCUGGAUGGUGGGACAGUUAUUGAUGUAGCUAUUAAACAAUUAGUUGGAAAGGAUAUGAAAAAAGAGCAGAUUGCCAAUUUGUGGUCAGAGGCACGUAUUAUGACUGCAUUGAGGAAUGAACACGUUAUUAGAUUUUAUGGAAUUGUUAAUGAUAGCAAGCCAUUCAGUAUCGUAUUGGAAUACAUUAAUGGCAAAUCUGUGGACAAUUUUUUAAAGGAAGAAGGAUCAGAUAGUGAUGACAAAAUGCGAACAAAAAUAAUUCUUGGCGCUGCUAGAGGCAUGAAGUAUUUGCAUUCACAAAAUCCUCCAUUUUUGCAUUUGGAUUUGGCUACUCGAAAUUUAUUAAUUAAUUGGACUGGACGUUCUAAGACAAUAAAUAAUAUGACUGUAAAGGUAGCCGAUUUUGGGUUAAGUAAGCGUGGUCAAAAACAUACUAUUGACGUAAACCAACCAACAAAUCUUCGCUGGUUGGAUCCAGAUUCCUUUAGAAGCAAGUCUGUUGACAAAUUGACUGAUGUUUAUGCUUUUGGUAUAACCCUUUUUGAAGUCUUCAGUCGUCCAUAUGAAUUUCCGUAUGCUAAAUGGAGUGGGCAAAAGGUCUACGAGCAAGUCAUUAAUGUUCCCAAGUCUAAAAGGAAGAGAUUAAAUACUCCCGAUGGAAUGCCCGUUGCUUUUGUUAAUUUAAUGAAGGAUUGUAUGAAAUUUGAUGAAGACAGGGAUAAGCGACCUUCAUUUGAACAAAUUGAGAGAAUUGUUGAUAAUUUAUAUAGAAAGAUGUAGAAAAGAAAUAUUUUUUUGUUAGGGUUUUCUUGUAGAUUUUAUGCUUUUUUGUGUUGUAAAUAAUGUUUAAGAUUUCCUCUACUGUUAAGUUUAAUUUUAGACUUUUCUGAAAGCUGAUUAAGUCACCCAACUUUUUACUAAUU